AUGUCACAAGCGGUUCCGACGGGAAGGCUCAUCCGUGUCCGGCCAGGUUUGGCCAGGAACCCCACCGGACCUGGGGAGCGCCAGCGCCGCGCCCCCGGGUGCGAGGACCGGGACCCAGUCGGCGUCGUUAAAUCGCACGACUCGGGGCUGAACGAUAUCCCAGACAAGCGCGGAAAGUGA
This is a messenger RNA of Heterobasidion irregulare TC 32-1, 180 nucleotides long. RefSeq lists its product as uncharacterized. The coding region runs from base 1 to 180 and encodes 59 amino acids. The transcript is spliced from 2 exons. The record is from RefSeq and is a predicted model, not a curated record. NCBI's taxonomy places the organism in Eukaryota, Fungi, Basidiomycota, Agaricomycetes, Russulales, Bondarzewiaceae.